This is a messenger RNA of Xenopus laevis (African clawed frog), 3777 nucleotides long. It is a transcript of the gene mtmr10.L, whose product is annotated as myotubularin related protein 10 L homeolog. Gene Ontology annotation, biological process: phosphatidylinositol dephosphorylation. Lineage: Eukaryota; Metazoa; Chordata; Amphibia; Anura; Pipidae. Gene Ontology annotation, cellular component: membrane; cytoplasm. The record is from RefSeq and is marked provisional.
GGCUCACAGGAAAUCAAUGCAAAUUCUCAGUGCGUGUGGGAGAGACUCGCACACAGGGAAAUGUCUGCCCUGAGACGCAACAAAAGCCAGAAGAUCCCAGUCAUGAAUCAGGCUGCACGAGUGGUGGACGGACUGCACUGAGCUUUUAGUGCUCGGGAGCUGCACUCUGUGUUUUCUCUUCCGGCUGCCUUUGGGCUUCCAGUCCUCUAGUCUACGGAACCCCACUUGUGGCUCAGCAAUGUUCUCUCUCAAGCAACCCAAACCUUCCUUUAAAUCCUACCUUCUGCCUCUUCAGCAAGAAGACAAACUAAAUCCAGAGACAAAGAUAAAAAAGUUGAAACCGGUCCUUCUGCCAGGUGAGAUAGUUGUGAAUGAAGUGAAUUUUGUCCGGAAGUGCAUUGCUUCUGAUACAAGUCAGUAUGACCUCUGGGGGAAACUGGUCUGCACCAAUUUCAAGAUUUCCUUCAUUACAGAGAAUAGUGUGCCUUUCCAGAGAUUCCAUUACAAGAACCUCCUUCUGGGUGAACAUGAUGUCCCUUUAACAUGCAUAGAACAAAUUGUUGUCGUUAAUGACACCAAGAGAAAGCAAAAGAUUCUCUCUCACAACCAGAAACUGAAGUUUAACCCUACAGAACUUAUUAUUUAUUGCAAAGAUUUCCGCAUCCUGCGCUUUCGUUUUGAUGAAGCUGGCCCAGAGAGUGCCAAAAAGGUAUGCCUUGCACUUGCUCACUAUUCCCAGCCAACUGAUCUCCAGCUUCUUUUUGCAUUUGAAUAUGUUGCUCAAAUGUAUCAUAAGCUAGACAAAGUCAAUGGGAUAGACCCUGGAGGAGGAGGGGACUUUUGCCAAAGGACUCCUUUAUUUGAAUCCUACUCUGACUGGGAUCGAGAGAUAAAACGUACAGGGGCUUCAGAUUGGAGAGUUUGCUCUGUAAAUGAGGGAUACAUGAUUUCUACAUGCCUCCCAGAAUAUUUUGUUGUCCCUUCCUCUCUGGCUGACCAGGAUUUGAAGCAGUAUUCCCAUGCAUUUGUAGGAAGGCGUAUGCCAUUGUGGUGCUGGAAUCAUUCCAAUGGGAGUGCCUUGGUGAGGAUGGCCAGCAUCAAAGAUCUGUUACAGCAAAGGAAAAUAGACCAAAGGGUUUGCAGUGGAAUCACCCGCAGCCACCCACUCCGGAGUGAAGUUUACAAAUGUGAUCUAGAUGAUAAUGUGCCCAGUAUCCAGGACAUCCAGGCAGCAUUCAGCAAACUCAGACAGCUGUGUGUGAAUGAACCGUUUGAUGAAACAGAGGAAAAAUGGCUUUCAUCCCUUGAAAACACACGGUGGCUUGAGUUUGUCAGAAUGUUUUUGAAGCAGGCUGCUGAACUUGUAUACAUGCUGGAUUUCAGCCGGCGUUCUGUUGUUUUGCAAGAAGAGGAAGGCCGAGACCUCAGCUGUGUGGUGGCCUCCCUUGUCCAACUCAUGCUCGAUCCAUACUUCCGGACCAUCAUUGGCUUCCAGAGCCUGAUACAGAAGGAGUGGGUCAUGUCUGCAUAUCCGUUUCUUGACAGGUGUAACCACUUGAAGAGAUCUGACAAAGAGAGUCCACUGUUUGUGCUGUUCCUGGAUUGUGUUUGGCAGUUACUACAGCAGUACCCAGCAGCUUUUCAGUUCACAGAGACUUACCUGACUGUGGUACAUGACAGCUCCAGGAUCUCACUGUUUGGGACAUUCAUGUUCAACUCCCCUCACCAGCGUGUGCAACAGAGCACGGAAUUUGCUAUUGGCAAAAAUAUCCAGCUGGGAGAAGAAAAGGGUCUAAAGUUUCCCUCUGUGUGGGACUGGUCACUGCAGUUCUCUGCCAAGGAUCGGGCUUUGUUCAAUAACCCGUUGUAUAUUGGAAAGAGUGUUCCCUGUGUGCAGAAUGGAGCUGUGAAAUCCUUUAAGCGCACAAAGAAGAACUACAGUUCUACAAUGCGUGGGAUGCCGCCUUCUGUGAAGAAUGGAAUGUCGAUUCAGCAAGAGAUUAUGCCUCGCAGGAACUCUCUUAUAUUAAAACUAAAGCCUGAAAUUCUCCAGCAAGUGCCAGUAAUACCCGGCAAUGGCUUUGAGCAGUAUUUCAGAGACUGGUUUUCCAAACCUGCAGACCUGCAUGGGGUGAUCCUACCCUGCCUGCAUGGAACACACAUACAAAUAUGGAAGCUCUGUUACCUUCGCUGGACACCUGAAGCACAAAUUAACCAUGGUGGCUUUAUUACGGCCUUCCAUAAAAUAUCUCUCCUGGCAAGUGAGAUCGAAGUGCUGCAGUCAAGACUGCGUCAAUAUAGGGCUUAUCCAAUGGCCACUGUCACUUCCCCUGUCGGAGAACAAAACCAAAUGUUCUUCAGACCAGAUGAGUUACACUGCAGCAAUGGAAGCUUGGACAUUCUCUCCUCCUCUUUCCCCUUCUCCCCUAUUGGGAACUUGUGCCGCCGUAGUAUUUUGGGCACCCCUUUAAGCAAGUUUUUAAAUGGUGCCAAAAUAUGGCUUUCAACAGAAACACUUGCAAAUGAGGACUGAUGCUGCGUUCUGUGGGGUUCGGAUGUUUUCAUUAUGAUAUUAGAGGUGAGGUUUUGUUUUUUUUUGCACUGCAUUUGGCGUAAACUGCAGUGUAUUAAGUUGAAGAAAUAUGGGUGCGCCUCACUUUAAAAACAGGCAUACAGGGCUAAAACGCUAGAGUAACAAAAUGUAGUUCAGCUUGUGGAGUGUGUGUAUUUGUGGGAUUGUGAACUAAGCAUCAUGUGGCUCUCUUGCAUCCCAAAACUACUUUCAGCUAUCAGAAUUUUUGCAUCCUAAGUUUGGGAUAUGAUGGACAGCCACAAAUUGCAGCUCUGUAUAAUGUUUUUAAGCUUUUAUGUGAUGCUUGGCAUUACACCACUUAAGUAUACUACAACUAUGCAUUGCAAGAUAUGUGUACUAAAAGCUGUGACUGAACUUACACAUAAUGGCAGACUUCAAUUCCCAACAGUGGUGUUGAGGUUGCACCUAUAUUGGGGGGUACAUUUACAAAAUGCCAUUGUGACUUGCACUCAAGAGUUGUGGUUUUACCAGAUUAACUGCAGGAUAUUAAUUCUGCAUGUUACCUUGUUUUUUUUUUUGGUUAUUUUAGAAAGACUGAAAUGUAUUUAUAGGGUACAAAUUAUAACUUAAGCUAAGCUAGUCUUUGUACAUAUUUCUGAGACUGGAAAGUAUCUCAGUCGGGUACACUGAGCUUGCUGGGAUCUGUGGAAGAUAAUGUGCACUGUUAAUCCCUGUUUGUAGAUAAUAUUAGAUGUAGAAGUGCCUUAAGAGACCUUAAAUUAAAUGAUGUAUAUAGUUCGAGCAAGAGUUUAUAGGUUCAUAAUGGUACGAUUACCUGCAUUUAUGCACAGAUGGCAAAUCCCAGUUUUAGUCAGACUGGGACCCUCCGUGGAACUUGCAGCAUCUGAAAGAGAAGCUAUGCUUUUCGGAACACUUAGGGGCAGAUUUAUCUAAAUGUGAGUUUAGAGCUUCAUAAAUAAAACUCACCCACGUUCUAUUCACUCUUAUGGGAUUGUUAGAACCGUAUUUAUCAAAUGGUGAAUUUUACCUUUCACCCAUUGAUAAAUACAGUUCUAAAAAUCCCAUAGGAAUGAACAGAACGUGGGUGAGUUUUUAUUUAUUAAAGAAGGACAGCUACAGAGACAGUUCAUUGCCAAUAGAUUAGCCACACUAGUACAAGAUAUAACACUGUAUUUAUUGUGUAUAAUGCUUUACCAUUCCAGAGUAAACAACUCUAGACACUG